ACUUUACUAAAUUUUCUUUAAUAUAAAAAUAAUAGUAAGAAUAUGUAAUGUAAGCAAAAUAUCCCAUAGCAUAAUGAAUAUAUAUUUACUCUUUCCAACGAAAGGUAAGUAAAAUUUUCUAGCAAUUUUGAUUCUGGAAACUGUGGUAACGUAGUGAUGCUUUCUAACACAGAAUUUGAAAUAGACACUUCUCCAGAUUUUGACUUAACAAGCUAGACAGAAGGAUGGUCAAAAAGUUGGUUUUAUUUUAGUGUUACAGGACUGAAUUGUAAAGCAAAAUUUAAUAUCCUUCGUUUAAAAAUGCUAUAUAAUUUAUGGUCGAAUGCCAAUAUAAAUUCAUACAGACCAGUAUUCAGAGUAGGAGAAGAAGGGGAGUUUAGCAGAUUUAAAGGACCCAUAAAUUUAGUUUAUGAUGAAAAAGAUAAUGUUUUAAAACUAACUUUUUAGUUUGACUUCUCAACAACUCAAGAUCAAAACGUCUAUUUUAGUUUUAGUUAUCCCUAUUCCUAUUAAAGAAAUAUUGAGUUUAUAGAUUAAUUAGCUAAUUAAUAUUCAAAUGAUCCAGAUAUCUAUUUCAAUAGAGAAAUUUUAACUUACACACCUUAGUUAAGGCUCAUCAAUCUCCUAACUAUAUCAUCUCAUGAUGAUAAGCUACCGUAAAAAGAAUCUUAUAUCAGUGAUGCCUUAUUUCCAGAAAGAGAUUUUGAGUAAAGGGCUGUUAGGUUCAAGCCUAACAAACCAAUUGUUCUUAUAAGUGCAAGAGUGCAUCCUGGAGAAACUCCAGCCAGUUUUGCACUAGAGGGUUUUCUAAAGUUUUUGUUAAAUAAAAAUGACCUCAGAGCUGUUUUAUUAAGAAAAUAUUUUACGUUUUGGGUAGUUCCAAUGCUGAAUCCUGAUGGAGUUUAUUGUGGUCACUAUAGAAUGGAUAUAUACAAUUAAAAUUUAAAUAGAUUUUAUCAAGUAGCAAAUAACUCAAAAUAACCUUCCAUAUAUGCCAUGAAAAAAAUUAUUUGCUAGCUCUCUUUAGAAGGAAGGCUUUUUUUCUAUAUGGAUUUUCAUUCUCACGCAGGAAAAAAAGGAACUUUUCUUUAUGGAAAUGCUAUUGAAGAAUUCUCUCAGCAAGUAGAAAAUCAAGUCUUCGCAAAAAUUAUGGCAAUUAACGAUCCACAUUUCGAAUACAAUUAUUGCAACUUUUCAAAAGCCUAAAUGAAAUCCAAAGAUAGAUAAGAUGAUUUAACAAAAGAGGGUUGUGGCAGAGUUUUUGUUUAUUAAACUUCAAGGAUAGUGCAUAGUUAUACUUUGGAAUGUGGCUUCCAUCAUGCUACUUAAUUGAAUCCUAUAGCUCCGUGUUCUAAUGGGGAAUUUAAAGUAAAUAUUGAGGGAAAGGAAUACAAGCUAGAUGAAAAUGAUAAAAAUUUAACGUUAUAAAAUUUUUAAAUUCAAAAUGGUGAAGGAGGCGUUAAUUACUUCACUCCUUAGAUGUUUGAGGAAUCAGGCAAAGCUGUAUUAAUUAGUUUGUUAGAUGUUUAUGAAAAAAAUCCUUAUUCAAGAAUUGCAAAUACUUCUUAUAGCAAUAUAGAAAAUAUUAGAAAAGAAACUGCUGCAGAAGUUGCUAGAUCAGAUAGAAUAAGGUAAGAAGAUGCUCAGUCGUACAGCAAAGCUAAAAACAUUAUAAAUCUAAUUAAUGAGAAUUUUUUUUCGAAAAUUGAACAAAUGAGAAUUUUUAAUCUGAAAGAAAAUAUAGAUUGGCCUUUAAAUAUUAAAGACAGUAUGACUAAAAAGUACACAGGAUUUAAUCUUCCUGUUUAAAACACUUCUCCUUAAAAUAAGUUCAAAAAAAAUAUUCAAAACAGAGGUCCUCUUAUUAAUGCAUCAAAGGUUCAAAGACACAAGCAAAAUAAUAACUCAAUUAGUGGAUCAACAGGAAUCAACAACUUAGGUGGGAACUGUUAACUUGCAUAAAGUUUUGAUGUCGAUAAUAAUUUUAUUCCUUGUAGGAGAAAUUAAUCUUAGCAUGAAGAAACUUCUUAGAGCUCUAAUUUGAUCAAAACUUAAGUAGAGCCUCAAUUUGAAUAAUUGUAGGGAAUAAAUUAGAAUAUUCUUUCUGUAGGAUCUAAGAAAAAUGUGUAUGUAACACCUGCCAAUAAUUUGUCUAAUAUUUCAUCUACUAUUCUCAGUGGCAAAGAAUAUAUGUAAAAUAAAUCACCUACUGAGCAGGGUUAUCAGUAGCGAUCACCUGUUGAUACUAAAAAAGGUGGCUAAAAUAAUUACUAAAAAGGAAAUGUGGUUAUCGUAAUGGGAUAGUCGUCUAAUUAAAAACAAUCGGAUUAGUAAAAUGUAAAUCAGCAGUAGUAAUAUUUAAAUAGAGUAUAAUCAAAACGCUAAAGAUGUCUUACAGAUGUAGACAAUCAAAAUUAUAAUGGAUAGAUUCAGUAACUAUCUUUAUAUCCUACAAAGAUUCCUUCUUUUUCUCCAACAAUUUAUAAUAACAAUAAUAAUAGUCCUUAAGAUCCAGAAUAACGAUAAAAGCUACUUUAGUUAAUAAAUUAAAAGUAAAGCAACACUUUAUCAAUAUAGCAAUAAAUACCAAUCUAAUAACCAACCAAAAAUUAGAAUCUCUUAAGUCUAAAUAAUACUUUUUCAGUUUCUACUUAACAAAACUUUAUUCCAGAUUCAAAGAUUUUAAAUGAUUACUAAAAUUUUAACACAAAUUACAAUGAGCCUUCUAUUCUUUAUGAAAAUUCAUAGCAAUCUACAUUUAAUGAAGAUUCUAAAAAGAUGCUGAUAGAUCAAAAAAAUUAAACUUCAUUUCAAUAGUAAAACAGCAGCUAAUAAAGGUCCCCAACUAAAAACUAUUCCUAGAUGCGAUAGAGAGGAAGCUAGUCUUUAUAUCAAGAUUCUCUAAAUGUAUUGAAUGAUUAGAUAAACUAAGUAAAAUAAUAAGUAGCGAGCUCGUAUUAUUAAGAAAACAAUCCUAUUUUUGGAAACGAAAAAGCAACUAAAACGACUUCCACCACAGUUACUUAAGCUACAAUAAGGGAGUUUAUAUAGCAUGAAAUAUAAUUAAUUCAUUAGCAAUAAAAUUAAUAAAUUGAUAUAAAUAGAAUUAAUUCUAAAAGAAAAAAUAAUUGCAAAUCUUAAAAUGACAAGAAUUAACCUCCUCAUUCAGAUGGAGUGUUGCAAAUUAAAUAACAUGAAAAAACUGUCUCGUCAACAUCAUCUAAUUCUUCUAAUUCAAAUGGUGAUGUAAGUUCAAAUAUUCCAACAGAAUAUUUUGAUAAGUAUUUUCAAUCAUCAUAAAAUAAUUACCAAUUUCAAGAAGAAACAGACAAUAAAAAGAUUUUUAAUUAAGUCGUAAUCAGGGCAGGUAAAUCUAAACAAGCUCUAUUAGAUAAAGAAGAGUAUAACAAAUACAUGGAAAAAUUGUAAAACUACUUCAAUUCUAUGAGUAUCAAGCAAAAAAUUAUAGAAUCGGAAGUUAUUUAGAAUUAAAAUUUAAGGAGUCCAAAUUAACUCUUGAACACCAGCGAUUUUCCUGCAUUUCAAAAUCAUAGGAAUUCCGCAACGCCUUAAAUGAUUUCAGAAAAAUAAAUCAACUCUUAAAAUGCUAUUUCUUCAUAAGUUGAAAGGAGUAAACAAAGAACUAAAAAUCAUUCAUAGGAAAAUGAAAGUAGAAACCUAAUAAAUAGAUAACACAGAUUCAAUUCAAUCAAACAAGUAAAUUGUUUAUAACAAACUUUGAAUCUAGCUGGAAAUUAUCAACAAUAAAACUCAGGAUCACAGCUCUAACAGCAAGUAAAAAGCCUUUCAAAUACUUAACCAAAUGAAAAAUUAACUAAGAAAGAGUAAACUUAAGAAGAUUUCUAAGAAUUGCCUGCAAACAAAAAAGAGAACUCAAACUAAUAAAAAAAUAAUGAAAUUGUUGUUAAUAUAGCCGAUAUGAGUGAUUCACAAGUCGAUGAUUUCUCAAAAAGGAUAAAUUUUUUAGGAAGCAAUUUCAAAAGUGCUUUAUCUUCUUCUAAAAAUAACACCAAUGUUAAAGGUAACUCUCAGGUCGAUAGAUCAUUUGAUUCAAACUAUAAAUCAGGUUUAAAUUUUUUAAAUUACACAAAUAAUAUAAUAAAUUAAAUUACUCAGUCUGAAAUCAAAAUGCAAAGCGAUCUAUUUCGCACGAGAAACCAAUCAUCAGUUUCUCCACCAAUUAAAUAUCGACAAGCUCAAACCAAAUAUUAAAUAGCAAAAUAAACUCUGAAGAUACCUUGUCCAAGUAUAAAUGAAGUAGAUUAAUUGAACAAUGCAAGUUUUGUAACUCCCUACAACAAAAAUGCCAUUAAUAAUAAUAUCAAGCUUCAAGCAUAAGCAAAGACUUCUGGAAAAACAAAAUAGCAAAUAGCCAUAGGAUAGAGUAACCUUUCACCAGAGAAGUUUUCAUUAUCUGGCAUAAAUUAAAUGAACAAGAUAUUCAAGCUACCCAACUUAAAGAAUAAAUAAAAAAAUGAAAAAAUUUGA
Tetrahymena thermophila SB210 is the source of this 4509-nucleotide messenger RNA. RefSeq names its product zinc carboxypeptidase family protein. Gene Ontology annotation, biological process: proteolysis; protein deglutamylation. Gene Ontology annotation, molecular function: zinc ion binding; metallocarboxypeptidase activity. The record is from RefSeq and is a predicted model, not a curated record. NCBI's taxonomy places the organism in Eukaryota, Ciliophora, Oligohymenophorea, Hymenostomatida, Tetrahymenidae. The transcript is spliced from 8 exons.